CCCUCACUCUCCUCGCGGAAUCUUCUCUUUUUUUUCACAGAAAACAUGCAGAGAGGAGAGGAGGAGGAGGAGGAGAGAAGAAGAAACGCGUCGGAGGCGACAGGAGAGAGAGGAAGCGGAGAAAGUUGGUAGAGCAGUGAGAGGGCACAAGGAUCAGAGGAGAGGAGAGGGGGCGAGCAGAUGGGAGGAAGGAAGGAAGGGAUCUCUCCGUCGGCUCAAGUGCGAGAUUAAAGGAUCCUGCAUAAAUAAACAAAUAUAUGAAUCAAAAGAAGAAGGGGAGUUGAAGGCGCGCCACCGCGUUGUUGCGUGGACGCGGACAAGACAGCAGCGGUGCGCGCUGUAAACUUCUGUCCUCUGGAUUUUACUCCUCAUGUUCUUCAAACUCUCGCUGAGGUUCACUAACUUUUUAAGGUCGGUGUCCCCUUACUUCCCCUUGCCUCGUGCUUUGAAUUAACCCUCUCCCCGGAAAGUAGAAGAAGCUCCGGGGUGGAGGUUGGAAGAAGGACGGAAGAGCGUUUUUUUUUGUUCCUUCCGAGGAGUCCAGCUCGCCGUAGCCGGGGUUUAGGCGUUGGCACCCGGGCUGGGAGUCCCUCGCCAUGGCCGGGGCCAAGCCGGGAGUCCACGCGCUGCAGCUCAAACCCGUGUCUGUCCACGAAACCUUGAAGAAGGGUGGGAAAUUCAUCAAAUGGGACGAGGAGCCCAACAGUGGACACCCUACCCUGGUAACCCUAAAAGUUGAUCCAGAUGGAUUCUACCUAUACUGGACUGGAGGCUCCAACCUGGAGGUGGAGAUUCUGGACAUGGCCACUAUCAGGGACACCAGAACAGGAAAAUACGCCAAACAACCAAAGGAUCCAAAGCUGCGGGAGGUGCUGGGCUUCGGGAAGGGUGAUAACGUUGAAGGGAAGCUGGUUACCAUCGUCCAUGGCAAUGACCUGGUCAACACCAACUUCCUCAACUUCCAGGCUAUGCAGGAAGAUACAGCAAAGAUUUGGACCGAUGAGCUCUUCACUUUGGCGACAAACAUUCUUUCCCAGAAUGCAUCGCGGAGCACCUUCCUCCUCAAAGCGUACACCAAGUUAAAGCUGCAGGUGAAUCAGGACGGGAAGAUUCCUGUGAAGAAUAUCCUGAAGAUGUUUUCAGAUAAGAAGAGAGUGGAGACAGCUCUGGAGCAGUGUGGCCUCGUAAAUAACAGGUCAGAGGGGCUCAAGCCAGAUGAUUUCACGUGGGAGGCCUUCCAGAAGUUUCUCGCCACCCUCUGUCUGCGCCCUGAGAUACAAAGUAUCUUUGAGGAAAGUGGCUCCAAGGGGAAGCCUUUCAUCUCCCUGGACCAGCUGGUGGACUUCAUCAACCGCAAGCAGCGAGACUCCAGACUGAACGAGGUGCUGUACCCCCCGCUGAAGAGAGAGCAGGUCCGACAAACCAUGGAGAAAUAUGAGACCAACACAAGCCAAUUGGAGAGAGACCAGAUCAGUUUGCAGGCUUUCACUCGCUAUCUUGGAGGAGAGGAAAACAGCAUCGUACCUCCAGAGAGGCUGGAUGUUAUUGAUGACAUGAACCAACCGCUGUCUCACUACUUCAUCAACUCCUCGCACAACACGUACCUCACAGUCGGUCAGCUGACCGGCCUGUCGUCAGUGGAGAUGUACCGACAGGUGCUGUCUUGGAGUCAGGUGUCAGACCUCAGAUGA
Notolabrus celidotus (New Zealand spotty) is the source of this 1691-nucleotide messenger RNA. RefSeq names its product 1-phosphatidylinositol 4,5-bisphosphate phosphodiesterase beta-3-like. The transcript has 12 exons. Gene Ontology annotation, molecular function: phosphatidylinositol-4,5-bisphosphate phospholipase C activity; calmodulin binding. The record is from RefSeq and is a predicted model, not a curated record. Gene Ontology annotation, biological process: lipid metabolic process; phosphatidylinositol-mediated signaling. Lineage: Eukaryota; Metazoa; Chordata; Actinopteri; Labriformes; Labridae. Bases 597 to 1691 code for a protein of 364 amino acids.